UAUUUACACCGCCAUUUUACCCACCCCAAUGAUGUGUCUUGGUCACACAACACACGCAUUGAUUUUAGGUCGAAGAAAUCCCGUGGUUGGAGGACAUUCUUGGUAGUGCCAGAACUGGAUCAUGAGCUUACAGUCUGGACGGAUCGUCGGCCAUUGUUCGAACAGUUGACUCAGCUUGACAACACCUUAGCUGACAUCUACAAACACUUGGAUGCUUCUUCAAAGAGCAAACCGCAAAUUCAUAGUGUUCUUCAACAAGUGAAGUGUAUUAGCCAUGAAAUGGAUCAGGAAUAUGGAGUUUUAGGCUCACUUUUCCGUGCCGGCUCACGAACCACAUUCUUCGCUUGCCAAGUUGAAAGGUAUUUUUUCCAAAGGUUCCGUACCUUACGAUCUGGGAAUCACCAGGAAAAGGGAGUAGACACGUGUGGACUGAAAUGA
This is a messenger RNA of Cooperia oncophora, 438 nucleotides long. The record is from the annotation of a GenBank genome assembly. NCBI's taxonomy places the organism in Eukaryota, Metazoa, Nematoda, Chromadorea, Rhabditida, Trichostrongylidae.